Messenger RNA from Mus musculus (house mouse), 3018 nucleotides. Its product is annotated as zinc finger protein 1005. The transcript is spliced from 4 exons. NCBI's taxonomy places the organism in Eukaryota, Metazoa, Chordata, Mammalia, Rodentia, Muridae. Gene Ontology annotation, biological process: regulation of DNA-templated transcription; negative regulation of transcription by RNA polymerase II. Bases 110 to 2257 code for a protein of 715 amino acids. The record is from RefSeq and is marked validated. Gene Ontology annotation, cellular component: nucleus. Gene Ontology annotation, molecular function: nucleic acid binding.
GUAAGUUCCUGUCUGAAUCUGAGCCUGAAAGAAGGUUUCUCUGUUGUGUGUUCUGAGUGCCUCUGCUGGGUGCUGUGAGGGAGCUCUGAAAAGCUUAAAAUUUCCGGACAUGGGUAGAGUGACCUAUGAUGAUGUGCAUGUGAACUUCACUCGGGAAGAGUGGGCUUUGCUGGAUCCUUCUCAGAAGAAUCUCUACAGAGAUGUGAUGCUGGAGACCUACAGGAAUCUCGCUGCUAUAGGCUACGUUUGGGAAGACCAUAAUACGGAAGAACAUCUUCAUAUUUCUAGAAGAUAUGAAAGGCAUGAAAGAAGUCAUACUGCACAGCAGCUCUCUGAGUUUAUCCAAUGUGAUAAAGCCUUUGCAUUUCAGAGUCAUAACCAAAGAAAAGAAAAAAUUCAUAAUGCAGAGACACCCUAUGAAUGUAACCAAUGUGGUAAAUCCUUUGCAAGAAAGAGUCAUCUCCUAAGACAUAAAAGAAUACAUACUGGUGAGAAACCCUAUGCGUGUAACCAGUGUGGGAAAGACUUUGCAAGUCCCAGUUAUCUUCAGUACCAUAAGAGAGUUCGUACAGGAGAGAAACCUUAUAAAUGUAAUCAAUGUGGUAAAGCCUUUGCAUGUUCAACUGGUCUCCGAGGACAUAAAAGAACACAUACAGAAGAGAAACUCAAUGAAUGCAAUCAAUGUGAUAAAGCCUUUGCAGGUCAAAGUGGUCUCCUGUAUCAUAAAAGAACACAUACUGGAGAGAAACCCUUUCAAUGUAACCAAUGUGGUAAAACUUUUGCUCGAAAUACUCAUCUCCUACAACAUAAAAGAGUACACACUGGAGAGAAACCCUAUGAAUGCAAUCAAUGUGAGAAAGCCUCUGUAUGUCAUAUUGGUCUCCUGUAUCAUAAAAGAACACAUGCUGGACAGAGACCAUAUGAAUGUAAUGAAUGUGGUAAAUCCAUUGUAUAUCACAGUUGUAUUAAACAAUGUAAAAGAAGACAUACUGGAGAAAAACCCUUUGAAUGUAACCAAUGUGGUAAAUCCUUUGCAAGAAAGAGUCAUCUCCUAAGACAUAAAAGAAUACAUACUGGUGAGAAACCUUAUAAGUGUGACCAAUGUGGUAAAGACUUUGCAAGACCCAGUUCUCUUCAGUACCAUAAAAGAGUUCAUACAGGAGAGAAACCUUAUGAAUGUAAACAAUGUGGUAAAGCCUUUGCAUGUUCAACUGUUCUCCGAAGACAUAAAAGAGCACAUACUGGAGAGAAACCCUUUGAAUGUUACCAAUGUGGUAAAUCCUUUGCAAGUAAGAGUCAUCUCCUAAGACAUAAAAGAAUACAUACUGGUGAGAAACCUUAUAAGUGUGACCAAUGUGGUAAAGACUUUGUAUAUCACAGUUGUAUUAAACAAUGUAAAAGAAGACAUGCUGGAGAGAAACCCUUUGAAUGUAACCAAUGUGGUAAAUCCUUUGCAAGUAAGAGUUAUCUCCUAAGACAUAAAAGAAUACAUACUGGUGAGAAACAUUAUAAGUGUGACCAAUGUGGUAAAGACUUUGCAAGUACUUAUUCUCUUCAAAACCAUAAAAGAGUUCAUACAGGAGAGAAACCUUAUGAAUGUAAACAAUGUGGUAAAGCCUUUGCAUGUUCAUCUAAACUCCGAAGUCAUAAAAGAACACAUACUGGAGAGAAACCCUUUGAAUGUAACCAAUGUGGUAAAUCCUUUGCAAUUAAGAGUCAUCUCCUAAGACAUAAAAGAAUACAUACUGGUGAGAAACCUUAUAAGUGUGACCAAUGUGGUAAAGACUUUGCAAGACCCAGUUCUCUUCAGUACCAUAAAAGAGUUCAUACAGGAGAGAAACCUUAUGAAUGUAAACAAUGUGGUAAAGCCUUUGCAUGUUCUCGUCGUCUCAGAAUACAUAAAAGAACACAUACAGGAGAGAAACCCUAUGAAUGCAAUCAAUGUGGUAAAGCCUUUUCGUCUCCAAGUGGAUUCCUGUAUCAUAAACGAACACAUACUGGAGAGAGACCAUAUGAAUGCAAUGAAUGUGGUAAAUCCUUCAUACAUCGCAGUAAUUUUCAAAUGCAUAAAAGAACACAUACUGGAGAGAAACCCUUUGAAUGUGACCAAUGUGGUAAAAGCUUUGCACAAAACACUUAUCUUUUACAACAUAAAAGAGUACACACUGGAGAAAAACCCUAUGAAUGUAAGCAUUGUGGCAAAGCCUUUGCAUAUUCUAAUAAACUCCGAGUGCAUGUUAGAACACAUACUAAGUAGUAUGGUAAAGCCUUUUCAAAUGUCACAAGUCUUUAUAAUCAUGAAAGAGAAACCCUAUGAGGGUAUUCAGUAUGUUUAAACCUUUGCACAUUUCUAUAAUCUUCAUCAUGAACAUAUUCAUACUGUAGAGAAAGUCUGUGAGUGUAAGCAAUGUGGUCAAGCCUUUGUGUAAUAGGGUCCUCUGAGAUCCAACACAACUCAAACUCAUGUAAUGCAAGUGACUAGAAUUUAUUGUAACGAAGCUGCUACUGAUGGAACAGGGCUAGAGAACACACUUGAAAGCUGAACUGUGACAGUCCCCACACUCACCUUGAUACUGAACCAGAGUGUUAUAUAGAGAGUUUUUAUGUUUGAGAACCAGAAACAUUUGUGCCAAAUUACAGCUACAUUUUCCCACCACUCAGAAUUAAUGAUAGGGGCUUUCCUCAUGUAGUCUUCUAUGUCAGCUGAUACAGAAUGAGGGUGCUACAAUCUAAUCAAUCAUAUCAAUUUGUUGUUUUGUGAUUAGGAAUAGACAUUGUUUUGAUGAAUAAAAGAUGCAUAGAAAAAGAAAUGGUUAGGAACAGUCAUGGUUUUUAUGAACCAAAGAUGCAUAAUUGAAGCUGGUCCACUAUUUGUAAGUCUCCAGCUCCUCUAGGGCCUAUAAAUUUGACCUUAGGUUCAUCUUAUGAUUAAAUUGAUGCCGAUAACAAAAAGGCAAUUCUUAGGACAAGAUUCAUUUGCUUAUUUCCAAGAUUUGCAUACUACAGUCAUUUUUGAAU